Messenger RNA from Bacillus rossius redtenbacheri, 5146 nucleotides. RefSeq names its product mucin-2-like. NCBI's taxonomy places the organism in Eukaryota, Metazoa, Arthropoda, Insecta, Phasmatodea, Bacillidae. The record is from RefSeq and is a predicted model, not a curated record. The transcript has 2 exons. The coding region runs from base 152 to 5056 and encodes 1634 amino acids.
GCAUCAAUCACAGCACGCACCUCGACGUGCAAGACCCUAGGUCUGACAAGCCGAGCGCACCUGUGACGGCGUCGGAGGUCGAGCGAACGCGGCGAGGCUGUGAAGACAGCGCCACUUAGUGUCGGGCGAAGAAACCACCUCUCGAAGGACCAUGAUCGCAACGAAGAUAAUCACAUUGGCAGUGCUAGCAACAUUUCCACACAACAGUACAUCUAGAAACGUCAUACCAAAUAAUAAUGGAACUGAAGUCACUUAUGCAGCAACACAAUCGAUGCCUGACACAAUUAAAAACUUAUUGUGUCAGCUGUUGUGCCACAUAGAAGCAAUGAAAGAGAAAUUGGGGAAUGCGUUACAAGCAGCAUGUGGAUACAAAACGGAAAAUAAGGACGGGACAAGUAUACAAAAUAGAGAUUGUUACAUAUGUAAAGAUCAAAGCAGCCCCAAUGCUAUGGCACAACUUACAAAUAUGGCCAUAAGUAAAACUAAACAAGAAAAUAGCAAUAAUUCAUAUUCAGUUACUACAGAAGUGCCAAUAACUACAAAGAAAACAUUAAAAAUGGAAACAAAUACAGCAUAUAUUAAACCAAAAACAGUACCAACAGUGAUUAAAAAACCUACAUCACAAACAAAUACCACUACUUCUGUGAACACUACAGGACUUACAAGAACAAUUGUUACGCAGACACAAAAUACCAAAAACACCACCGAAAGUAACUAUGAAAAAACAAGUAGUACUACUGAGACAACUAAUACAGCAUCUAUUACAACAACAACACCAACAUCGACUAAACCCCCUAAAUCUCUGACAAAUAUCACUACUUCGGUGAGCACUACAGAAAUAACAACACCCCAGAGUAUCACAUCAACAGCGACUGAACCCCCUACAUCUAUGACAAGUACCACUACUUCGGUGAGCACUACAGAAAAAACAACACCACAAAAUAUCACAACCACCACAAAAAGUAACUGUGACAAAACAAAUAGUACUACUAUUACAACAACACCAACCGCGACUGAACCCCCUACGUCUAUGACAAGUACCACUACUUCGGUGAGCAAUACAGAAAUAACAACACCACAGAAUAUCACAUCAACAGCGACUUUAACCCCUACAUCUAUACCAAGUACCACAACUUCGGUGAGCACUACAGAAAUAACAACACCACAGAAUAUCACACCAACAGCGACUCAACCCCCUACAUCUCAGACAAGAACCACUACUUCGGUGAGCACUACAGAAAUAACAACACCACAGAAUAUCACAUCAACAGCGACUGAACCCCCUACAUCUCAGACAAGUACCACUACUUCGGUGAGCACUACAGGAAUAACAACACCACAGAAUAUCACAACCACCACCAAAAGUAACUGUGACAAAACAAAUAGUACUACUAUUACAACCACACCAACCGCGACUGAACCUCCUACGUCUAUGACAAGUACCACUACUUCGGUGAGCACUACAGAAAUAACAACACCACAGAAUAUCACAUCAACAGCGACUGAACCCCCUACAUCUCAGACAAUUACCACAACUUCGGUGAGCACUACAGGAAUAACAACACCACAGAAUAUCACAACCACCACCAAAAGUAACUGUGACAAAACAAAUAGUACUACUAUUACAACCACACCAACCGCGACUGAACCUCCUACAUCUCAGACAAGUACCACUACUUCGGUGAGCACUACAGGAAUAACAACACCACAGAAUAUCACAACCACCACCAAAAGUAACUGUGACAAAACAAAUAGUACUACUAUUACAACCACACCAACAGCGACUGAACCCCCUACAUCUCAGACAAGUACCACUACUUCGGUGAGCACUACAGGAAUAACAACACCACAGAAUAUCACAACCACCACCAAAAGUAACUGUGACAAAACAAAUAGUACUACUAUUACAACCACACCAACCGCGACUGAACCCCCUACAUCUCAGACAAGUACCACUACUUCGGUGAGCACUACAGGAAUAACAACACCACAGAAUAUCACAAACACAACCAAAAGUAACUGUGACAAAACAAAUAGUACUACUAUUACAACCACACCAACCGCGACUGAACCCCCUACAUCUCAGACAAUUACCACAACUUCGGUGAGCACUACAGGAAUAACAACACCACAGAAUAUCACAACCACCACCAAAAGUAACUGUGACAAAACAAAUAGUACUACUAUUACAACCACACCAACAGCGACUGAACCCCCUACAUCUCAGACAAGUACCACUACUUCGGUGAGCACUACAGGAAUAACAACACCACAGAAUAUCACAACCACCACCAAAAGUAACUGUGACAAAACAAAUAGUACUACUAUUACAACCACACCAACCGCGACUGAACCUCCUACAACUAUGACAAGUACCACUACUUCGGUGAGCACUACAGAAAUAACAACACCACAGAAUAUCACAUCAACAGCGACUGAACCCCCUACAUCUCAGACAAUUACCACAACUUCGGUGAGCACUACAGGAAUAACAACACCACAGAAUAUCACAACCACCACAAAAAGUAACUGUGACAAAACAAAUAGUACUACUAUUACAACAACAACACCAACAGCGACUGAACCAACUACGUCUACGACAAGUACCACUACUUCGGUGAGCACUACAGAAAUAACAACACCACCACAGAAUAUCACAUCAACAGCGACUCAACCCCCUACAUCUAUACCAAGUACCACAACUUCGGUGAGCACUACAGAAAUAACAACACCACAGAAUAUCACAUCAACAACGACUGAACCCCCUACAUCUAUGACAAGUACCACUACUUCGGUGAGCACUACAGAAAUAACAACACCACCACAGAAUAUCACAUCAUCAGCGACUGAACCCCCUACAUCUCAAACAAGUGCCACUACUUCGGUGAGCACUACAGAAAUAACAACACCACAGAAUAUCACAACCACCACCGAAAGUAACUGUGACAAAACAAAUAGUACAACUAUUAAAACAACAACACCAACAGCGACUGAACCCCCUACGUCUAUGACAAGUACCACUACUUCGGUGAGCACUACAGAAAUAACAACACCACCACAAAAUAUCACAUCAACAGCGACAGAACCCCCUACAUCUAUACCAAGUACCACAACUUCGGUGAGCACUACAGAAAUAACAACACCACAGAAUAUCACAUCAACAGCUACUGAACCCCCUACAUCUCAGACAAAUACCACUACUUCGGUGAGCACUACAGAAAUAACAACACCACAGAAUAUCACAUCAACAGUGACUCAACCCCCUACAUCUCAGACAAGUACCACUACUUCGGUGAGCACUACAGAAAUAACAACACCACAGAAUAUCACAUCAACAGCGACUCAACCCGCUACAUUUCAGACAAGUACCACUACUUCGGUGAGCACUACAGAAAUAACAACACCACCGCAGAAUAUCACAUCAACAGCGACUGAACCCCCUACAUCUAUACCAAGUACCACAACUUCGGUGAGCACUACAGAAAUAACAAAACCACCACAGAAUAUCACAUCAACAACGACUGAACCCCCUACAUCUAUGACAAGUACCACUACUUCGGUGAGCACUACAGAAAUAACACCACAGAAUAUCACAUCAACAGCGACUGAACCCCCUACAUCUCAGAUUAUUACCACAACUUCGGUGAGCACUACAGGAAUAACAACACCACAGAAUAAUACAACCACCACCAAAAGUAACUGUGACAAAACAAAUAGUACUACUAUUACAACAACAACACCAACAGCGACUGAACCAACUACGUCUAUGACAAGUACCACUACUUCGGUGAGCACUACAGAAAUAACAACACCACCACAGAAUAUCACAUCAACAGCGACUCAACCCCCUACAUCUAUACCAAGUACCACAACUUCGGUGAGCACUAUUGAAAUAACAACACCACAGAAUAUCACAUCAACAACGACUGAACCCCCUACAUCAAUGACAAGUACCACUACUUCGGUGAGCACUACAGAAAUAACAACACCACCACAGAAUAUCACAUCAUCAGCGACUGAACCCCCUACAUCUCAAACAAGUGCCACAACUUCGGUGAGCACUACAGGAAUAACAACACCACAGAAUAUCACAACCACCACUAAUAGUAACUGUGACAAAACAAAUAGUACUACUAUUACAACAACAACACCAACAGCGACUGAACCAACUACGUCUAUGACAAGUACCACUACUUCGGUGAGCACUACAGAAAUAACAACACCACCACAGAAUAUCAGAUCAACAGCGUCUGAACCCCCUACAUCUAUACCAAGUACCACAACUUCGGUGAGCACUACAGAAAUAACACCACAGAAUAUCACAUCAACGACGACUGAACCCCCUACAUCUAUGACAAGUACCACUACUUCGGUGAGCACUACAGAAAUAACAACACCACAGAAUAUCACAUCAACAGCGACUCAACCCCCUACAUCUCAGACAAUUACCACUACUUCGGUGAGCACUACAGGAAUAACAACACCACAGAAUAUCACAACCACCACCAAAAGUAACUGUGACAAAACAAAUAGUACUACUAUUACAACAACAACGCCAACAGCGACUGAACCAACUACGUCUAUGACAAGUACCACAACUUCGGUGAGCACUACAGAAAUAACACCACAGAAUAUCACAUCAACAACGACUGAACCCCCUACAUCUAUGACAAGUACCACUACUUCGGUGAGCACUACAGAAAUAACAACACCACAGAAUAUCACAUCAACAGCGACUGAACCCCCUACAUCUCUGACAAAUACUACUGAAAGAAAACGUAACGAAAUAAGAACCACUACUGAGACACCAGCAACAUCGACAACUAUUAUUACAACCACUCCAACACCAAUUUCAACCGCUAUGAGUUUACUACCACAGAUUCCACUACUAUCUUUAACCCCCACUAAAAGUGAAAACGAGAAAACAGAUUUAAGAAGUUCAGUUUUGUUACCACGAGCAGGUGCUCUGCAUGUUAGUAACUGUCCAAACGCUAAUCAGCCAAGUACUACGCCACCUAUGAAGAUGUAUUGCGACUGUUGGUACCGCAAACAAUAGGUCUUGCACUUGAAAUGUAAACUUUUUUUUUUUGCUUUUUUGAGAUAUGAAUAAUGUUGGUUUUCUUAUAAAAUGUUGUCACUUUACAAA